AUGGCCUGUCUUCACUCGCCGGGCAGGCCACAGCACUGUUUUUACCCGCUUCUGCCUCUCGCUAGCGUCAUUCACGACGUUGGUAUUAAACUUCGGCGGCGACGUUUGCGAGGUCCAGCCAUUACUCAUAACCAGCUGAGAAUUCAGCUGGUCCAUCCAUGCAACGAACACUUUAACUCAUCUGGGGCGGAAUGUAUUAACAUCACAUCAAAACUGGCUCUCCUGGUCGGGGAGUUACCUGAUCAGGAGCCACUUCUUGUACCCGCGAUGCGUGAGGCUGCAGCAUUCACUGGGUAA
This is a messenger RNA of Strongylus vulgaris, 297 nucleotides long. Lineage: Eukaryota; Metazoa; Nematoda; Chromadorea; Rhabditida; Strongylidae. The record is from the annotation of a GenBank genome assembly.